AAACCUAAAUAUGGUAUCAAUGAAACUGUUCAACGUAUGAUUGACCGAUUAUUUGUUGAUGAUUGGAGUAUCAAUCGUUUUUAUGAAAAUUAUUCUGACAAAUGUCACCCAACGGAAUGUAGCUAUUCAUUUGUACAAAAUUUUGAUAUACUCCAUAUUGUAACAACUAUUCUUGAUCUUUAUGGAUGUCUAACAAUACUUUUAAGUCUCUUCAUUCCAUUUAUCAUUGAUAUUAUCUUUCGAAUGCAUUACAAAAGAAUGGAAAUGGUUAUUACACCAGAUACACCAUUACAAGAUUAA
Adineta ricciae is the source of this 300-nucleotide messenger RNA. Lineage: Eukaryota; Metazoa; Rotifera; Eurotatoria; Adinetida; Adinetidae. The record is from the annotation of a GenBank genome assembly.